UAAAUAAGAAAAAAAAAAUCCUUAGUUGAUAGUUUCAUCAUUUAUCUUUCUACAAAAAACAAUGACGAUGUCAUGUAGUUGAGUCAAAUAAUUAAAACGCAAAUAUGGGUUAUCACACUUCUAGUUCACUCUUCUAGGAUCCGACCCCUUAACUUGUCCAUUCAACUCCUAGCCUACUUAUUCUCCAUCAUGAAGUGGUUGUAGUUAACAUAUGUACUUUGUUGUAACUUCAAGAAGCUCCUCAUUCGAGUCUUUGAUAGCUCAGAGGAUCUUCUACGCAUCGUAACUUAGUAAACUUAAGUUAUGAGGAAAUCCGAUGAGCCAGUUCCACAAACGGAGAGCUCCGAUGAGAGUUCAAUCGACCUUGCAAGCUUGUCAGGUGAAAUUUUUUUAGAGCUUGCAAAAGGGAAGUAUGGCAAGAGAGAUGGAGGAAAUAGAUCAACGUGGUCAAUACAAUGCGAUAGAAAUUCAAUACAACGUGCUAUACAAUCUAUAUUGUUUGGGAUAGGAUGUUUGUUCGUCAUCAUGAUUUAUUUUGGCCCGAUGCUUGUGGACCCUUUGUUCUUGUACGUUCCCAUCAUCAAUGAAAAUAUCAAGUGUCUCGCGUUGGACGAAAAAUUAAAAAAAAUAGCUAUUGUUUUGAGAGCAUUUACAGAUCUCGUUUAUCUACUUCAAAUCAUCUAUUUUGUGUUGCCUACGCGGUGCAAAUUGAGCAUUAUGGAAGAUCUCCUAACUGCUGAUGAGUUUUUCGUACUACGCAAAUCCCUAAUACAAAACAUUUUAGCUGUUCUUCCUAUUCCACAAAUCGUAAUUCUAAUUUUCCUUCCAACAACAAGGAACUCAAGAUCUUUGAAUAGAAUGAAGUUUUUGAACUCACUUAUUCUAUUGCAAUAUGUUCCACGAGCUUAUCCAAUGUACAGAGUAUGUAAGGACUUUAACAAGGAAACACGUGAACGUAGCAAGGAACUUGCUAGGAGAAGGCAAAUAUGGAUUCCAGGUGUAUUAAAUUUCAUCAUGUACUUCCUUGCUAGCCAUGUACUUGGGGCAUUUUGGUACUUUUUUUCUGCUCAGCGAGAGAUGGAUUGUUGGAUCUCUGCUUGUCGAAGUGAAAAUGGAUGCAACUUAAGUACUUUACAAUGUGAUAAUACUCAUUUCAGAAACGUCACACUUCUAAAUGAUUUAUGUCCAACAAAUCCACCAAAUCCAAUGGCAUACGAUUUUGGCAUAUUCAUUGACACUCUCCAGUCUGGCAUAGUGGGAACAACAGAUUUUCCUCACAAACUCUUGAUGUGUUUCUCAUGGGGAUUACGAAAUCUAAGUUCUUUUGCUUCAAACCUCAACUCUAGUACCUAUGCAUGGGAAAGCGUAUUUGUAAUUUUUAUUUCGAUCAGUGGCCUGCUACUAUUCAUGUAUCUGCUUGGACAUGUGCAGAUAUUUAUGCAGGCAAUUAGCAAAACAUCCAAGAUAUCGCAGCGGAAAUCAGUCAUAUGUCCACAAAUAAAGUUCAUGGUAUCUGAAUAUAGACUCCGUAGCGAAAUACAAGAUGAGAUUUGGGAAUUAGUAAGAGAAGCACUUGAAGUGGACGAAGAUAAUCCUGCGGCGAAUAUCUUCUCGUUACUUCCUUUGCAACUUACGAAACAUAUGAAGCGGUAUCUCUUCUUGGCUACACUACGGAAAUUGCCAGGGCUUGAAAACAUAGACAGACAAGUGUUGGAAAAAAUCAUGAAACAUCUUGAGCCAGUUAGCUAUGCUGAUGGUACCUAUAUUAUUCGAGAGGGGGAGCCACUAGAUAGGAUGCUCUUCAUCACGCAGGGCAUUGCACUUGCUUACAAGACUGGAACUACUGGUGGCGAAAGUGGCUCGUCAAGCACUACACAUAUUGCGAAAGGUGAGGUUUAUGGAAAAGAACUUAUGGCUUGGGCGGCAACAUCUACUCCAUUUUCCGGCUUACCCAUCUCAGACCAAACCGUCAAGUCCCACGAAAAAGUUGAAGUCUUUGCAAUCAGGGCUGCCAGAUUAAAACGAAUUGUCUCUAAGUUCCCGACAGAUUUCAACACAGAGGUUAUUACUACGGUGGAAAUAACUAGUAACUAGAUUUUUAAUUCAAAAUAAUUAUAUAUUCAGCUAUUUUUCAAAUUUAAAGAAUUUAAACGUCAUCUACUUUCCUCAACAUUAGCAAAACACAAGAAUACCUGUCAGGUUCAAUUGUACCACAAUUGUAAUAGAGAAAGCUCUUUAUGUGA
This is a messenger RNA of Pyrus x bretschneideri (Chinese white pear), 2243 nucleotides long. RefSeq names its product cyclic nucleotide-gated ion channel 1-like. The coding region runs from base 304 to 2094 and encodes 596 amino acids. The record is from RefSeq and is a predicted model, not a curated record. The transcript is spliced from 7 exons. NCBI's taxonomy places the organism in Eukaryota, Viridiplantae, Streptophyta, Magnoliopsida, Rosales, Rosaceae.